Messenger RNA from Oryzias melastigma (Indian medaka), 1927 nucleotides. RefSeq names its product pre-B-cell leukemia homeobox 2 (gene pbx2). NCBI's taxonomy places the organism in Eukaryota, Metazoa, Chordata, Actinopteri, Beloniformes, Adrianichthyidae. Gene Ontology annotation, cellular component: nucleus. Gene Ontology annotation, biological process: embryonic organ development; neuron development; regulation of transcription by RNA polymerase II. The transcript has 8 exons. Gene Ontology annotation, molecular function: DNA-binding transcription factor activity, RNA polymerase II-specific; RNA polymerase II cis-regulatory region sequence-specific DNA binding. The coding region runs from base 105 to 1304 and encodes 399 amino acids. The record is from RefSeq and is a predicted model, not a curated record.
AGUCGCUAGGGGCCCCUGCUCAGCGCGAUGCCCCGGAUCGGCCUGCCCUCUGAGUGCGUGAGCGCAGUUGGGCAGCAGUCGUCGCUCCUGUGCGUCGCUCAGAGAUGUUGCAGCAGCAGCCGCUGACGGGCAACGGGCCAUCCAACGGCAGGGGACCGGGAGUGAGCGGCCACCCGGGGAUGCAUUCACUCAACUCGGUCCACCAGCCUCCCCAGCACCGGUCGGACGGAGCGGAGUCGGGCCUCGAUGGAACAGAAAACGGACAUGAGACCCGCAGAGAUAUCGGGGACAUACUGCAGCAAAUUAUGACUAUCACCGACCAAAGUUUGGACGAGGCACAAGCAAAGAAACACGCACUCAACUGUCACCGCAUGAAGCCCGCACUGUUCAGCGUGCUGUGCGAGAUCAAGGAAAAAACUGGCCUGUCCAUGAGGAACACGCAGGAGGAGGAGCCUCAGGAUCCUCAGCUGGUGCGUUUAGACAACAUGCUGCUGGCGGAGGGCGUGGCGGGGCCAGAGAAGGGCGGCGGGGCGGCUGCCGCCGUCUCUGCGGCCACCAGCUCGGGGGGGAUGUCGCCCGACAGCUCGCUCGAGCACUCCGACUACAAAAGCAAGUUGAGCCAGAUUCGCAGUAUCUACCACACUGAGCUGGAGAAGUAUGAGCAGGCGUGCACCGAGUUCACCACGCACGUGAUGAACCUGCUGAGGGAGCAGUCGCGCACGCGGCCCGUCACGCCGCGGGAGAUCGAGCGCAUGGUGGCCAUCAUCCACCGCAAGUUCAGCUCCAUCCAAACCCAGCUGAAGCAGAGCACCUGUGAGGCCGUCAUGAUCCUCCGGUCCCGCUUCCUGGAUGCCAGGCGCAAGAGGCGCAAUUUCAGCAAACAGGCCACAGAGGUCCUGAAUGAAUACUUUUACUCCCACCUGUCCAACCCGUACCCCAGCGAAGAAGCCAAAGAGGAGCUCGCCAAACAGUGUGGAAUCACCGUCUCCCAGGUCUCCAACUGGUUUGGUAACAAGAGGAUCCGCUACAAGAAAAACAUCGGAAAGUUCCAGGAAGAGGCCAACCUGUACGCCAUGAAGACGGCCCUGGGGGCCCGGCAGGGCGAGGACUCCCCGCACACCCCCAACUCUACAGGGUCGGGCUCCUUCUCCCUGUCCGGCUCGGCUGACAUGUUCCUCGGGGUUCCAGGUGUGAACGGAGAACAGUCCGCCUACCAGAUGGGAGGCCAGCACAACGGAAGCUGGCCCGGCCGCAGCUCGCCCCCGCCCUCCCCACACAGCGACCGCUCGGAGAACUCUGACUGAUGGCCCCGCCCACUGGCACAGAACGACAGCGACGGAAAGAUUGAGGAACGGACAGACAGAAUGACACCACACCUCCCGCUGGGCUGCGGUUGUUGUUGUUGUAAAUCGUUUGUUUGGUUUUCAGUGUCGUUUUUGUUUUGUUUUUGUUUUUUUGCACCGCUCGCUCAUUUCUGGUGCCUGAGCAACGGCGUGCGCGCGUGCAUGCAGGUGUGGUUUUAUUACGGGACUGUGCGUUUGACUUCCACUAAUAUGACAUGUUACUGAGAUGUGUUUGUGGUCGGGGGAGGGGCGGGGCUGCAUUAUCUAUGUUUUAGCACACUAUAUCAUUAUUAAUAUUAUUGGUUUUAUUAUUAGUGCAACGAUUCUUUUGUUUAACGGCUCGGAAAAGAGUUAGUGAAUGAGAGGGCAAUAGAGAAAAUCCAAAGACUUUGUGUGUUUCUUCUGUGUGUUUUCCUUUUCUGUUUUUGUACGGCGGCGGCGUGUCGCCGUCGGGUGAGUGCGGCGUGCCUGAGUCCGCGGUCGGAGCGGUGUGAAUGAGUGUCUGAACAGUGCUGUCCUUUCUGUACAGUGAAACACCUGUAUUCUCUCUACCUCUUUUACAAUAAACUCUGUUUUCACAGGCA